AUGUUUAUAUCUAUCUAUCUAUCUAUCUAUCUAUCUAUCUAUCUAUCUAUCUAUCUAUGUUUCUCUUUGUCUGUCUGUCUCUUUCUCUUUUUCUCUCUCUCUCUCUAUAUAUAUCAUUCUGUUCAUAUCUAUCUAUCUAUCUAUCUAUCUAUCUAUCUAUCUAUCUAUCUCAGUCUCUCCAUAUUUAAUCUAUUUCAUUAUGUCCAUUUAUAUCUAUAUAUAUAUCGGUCUCUUAAUAUCUAUCUACCUAUCUAUGAAUCUAUCUAUCUUGGUUUCUUAAUAUCUAUCUAUCUAUCUAUCUAUCUAUCUAUCUCGGUUUCUUACUAUCUAUCUAUCUAUCUAUCUCCUUCUUUGGAUGGAACGGGAAGGAGUGUUUCGCUGAGAAAGGAUCGAUUUUCAGAGAGACACGCGAAUACAUUUCCUAUUACAAAACAAUCACAAUCUGGCUAUCUCUUUCUCUUUUCGUUCUCUCUCUCACUCUCUCUUUCACUGACUUCUCUGGGACUCUAG
This is a messenger RNA of Acanthosepion pharaonis, 510 nucleotides long. Lineage: Eukaryota; Metazoa; Mollusca; Cephalopoda; Sepiida; Sepiidae. The record is from the annotation of a GenBank genome assembly.